AAAAGCCGUCAGUCAAAUCGGGGCAGUAGACGCACCCAUCGGGCUCAACACGUUGGGAGUCUUUAGGUUUCUAUGUAAAUGAAAUCCUUGGCGCUCGGCUUCCCGCUUUUCUUAUUUGAUUGAAGAAAAUAGAACCGUGAGUUUGGUUGGAUUAAAUUACCACCUUUGCCAUGGAAAGGAGAACUUCUACACUGGCCCUGCUUUGUGUGGUGUGGUCAGCUGUUGCUGCCAUCAAGGUUGACAUCCCUAAGGAUCAGUACGAGUUCGCCAGAGGAGACAACAUCACACUGCCCUGCACAUUUCAAAGCGCUCUAAGCAGUCCAGCGCUGGCCGUUGUCACAUGGUCUGAUGAGGCCAAUGUGAUAAUCACCUACUAUCAUCCCAAUGGAGUCACAGACAUUAAACCAGAGUACCAGGGUCGGGUGUCUGUGGAUGCAAACGUUAAUGGUGGUACUGGGAAAGCUGACCUUAAGCUGUCCUCCAUCACAAUGGCAGACAACAAAAAAUAUGAGUGUCAAGUCCAGAUCCCAAGGGAUAAUGUAGGCAAAGAUGCUGACACAGCAGCAUUGACUGUUCUGGUGGCUCCAUCUAAACCCAUCUGCAAGAUUGAGGGUACAGCAUCGUACGGCCAAAACAUCAGCCUCAUCUGUUAUUCUGAGGAAGGGUCUCCUCCUCCAACUUACAAGUGGAACAGUUAUGAUGCGCAAAACAAUCCUCGUGUUCUUCCCCCCAAAACCACUGCUAAGGAAGGCACCCUGUCUCUGUACAACAUCACCAAAGAGACCUCCGGAUUCUACAUCUGCAUUUCAGAAAACAAGAUUCGCUCAGCUUCCUGCAACCUCACAGUCACAGUCUUGCCACCAACCAUGAUGAACAUCGGUUCAACAGCAGCAAUCAUUGGAGCAGCCAUCGUAGCUGUGAUCUUACUGAUCGUUAUUAUCUAUUGCUGUUGCUGCCGAAAGAAGAAUGACGACAAGGAGAAUUAUGCCAUGGCACCAGUUGCAGACGAAGAGUCUGUUCAAAAUGGAGAGAAGAGCAAACAUGAUGAUUCCAGUGUGAACAAAGCAGCUAAUCCACGUGAUGACUACGAGGAGAGGAGUGAACGCAACUACGACCGCCAAAGCGACUACGAUGACCGCCGAAGCGACUAUGACGACCGCCGAAGCGACUAUAAUGACCGCCGCAAAGACUACGAUGAUCGCCGAAGCGACUAUGACGACCGCCGAAGCGACUAUAAUGACCGCCGCAAAGACUAUGAUGACCGGCGCAGCGACUAUGAUGACCGGCGCAGCGACUAUAACGACCGUCGCAGUGACUACGAUGACCGUCGCAGCGACUACGAUGACCGUCGCAGCAAACCAGGUGACCGCAAUGAGCGCUAUGAUGAUGAGCGACGCUACAAUGAUCGCAGAGGCCCCCGCUCUGAUGACCGCGACAGACCUUAGAGAAGCUGGAUUGCAAUUACUAGGGGGUAACCCAGCUAAUGUGUUUUAAAUCACCCAUUUGUUUAACAGUUUUAUAUGUUUUUGUUUUUUUAACCCAAAUGCACAAAUUAUUCCCAACUGGAAUUUUUCCUGAGAUUUUAAAACAUGAUAUAGACUCUUUGGAUUGUUCAGUUAUCAAUUAUCGUACAAGAAGAGGAAAUGGACCAGAACAUCUUGUUGCAAAUUACAAAGUGUUGUCCAGUCUGUUUUGAAAUGUAGUUUUUAAAGAGGCAGUAUUAUGUAAAAUAAAUCUUUUUAGCUUUA
Molecule: messenger RNA, 1748 nt
Organism: Poecilia reticulata (guppy)
Lineage: Eukaryota; Metazoa; Chordata; Actinopteri; Cyprinodontiformes; Poeciliidae
Product: cell surface A33 antigen-like
Cellular component (GO): plasma membrane
Source: RefSeq, a predicted model, not a curated record